CCCGGCCUUAGUUGGCGUCACCGUUGUUUGGCAGUCGUUGGCCAACUUUGCCAGGCACUCUGCUCAUUCGUCAUGGCAUCGGAUGGUCCGGACCCUCAGAGCCUGGAAUCAUGGCAGGAUGCAUUCCAGUAUCCAAUUCCAACUGUGCGCCGCGUGGAGCAGGAGCUCCGGCGGGACAUUGCGAGCAAUAAGGAGAAGCUUCGUGCUCUUGUUGGAACACGUUAUAGAGAGCUCGUGGGGACCGCCGAGAAGAUCGUAUCUAUGAAUCGCGAAAUGGGGGAAGUGGAUUCGACAUUGGCCGACAUAGGACGAAGGUGUAACCCGCGGCUGAUGGAAAAGACAUACGCCCAGGUCCAAGCAGUUGCUUCAAAUAAGGAUCUCCCCGAACGAGCUCUCACAGGCCAGGUUGCCUUACUUCAUCGCUCUGCGCUCUCCAUCUCGAGGCUUCUUCGAAGACGAGGUCCGCUCCUACUCGUCGCAAAGCUCAUGGUGAUUUCUCGACUACUUCAUAAGACUCUUUCACAACAAGCGACAGUGCCACCCUUCGUGGAGAACCUUCGCAAUCAACUAGCUUCCCUACGACGAACUCUGCUGAGAAGAGUCGAUAAGCGCCUUGCUCCUGCCAAGUCAACACCGGACGAGAUUAUUGAAGCUUUAGCUGCAUAUUGCCUAGCGACCAGCUCUUCCUCAGACGACGCUAUACGGUACUUCCAUCAAAUACGACUAGACGCCAUCGGGGGCCAGCUUGAUCUUAUCGACCCUUCAGGCGAGAAUAUUCUGAACAGCUUGCGCCUCUAUAUUCGAACCUUACAGACUUCCAAGAUCCUGCUUUCGCGACGUCUGUCCGACGUUCUGAAUAAGUUGAAGGCGCGGCCGCUUUUUACAGACCCAGAGAUUUGCGGCUUGGACGAUCUCGAUCUCGGCGUCCUAGGGCGCUGGGUGACUUCAGACGUCAGCAAUUUCACACCUUGGAUCAAACUGAGCGAAUUGUCUAAGACAGAAAUCGAUAACAUCAUCAAGCAAUGGUCUAAACCGGCUUUCGAAAAGCUUAUGCAAGGGUCACGUGAAUCACUAAAGAACUGGUCGGAUUUCACCAAACUCCUUGACCUGCGCCAACAAGUAUUGGAAUUCUGGCUAGGCUCUCGGAGCUCAACACCUGUGCACUCUUCUUUGCAGGUCUUGGAGGGCAUCAGGUCCGUGUUCAACGACCAGCUGACAAGCAUACUAGUAGACAAAGCUAAAGACUUGGAUGAGUUCGGCCGAAUCGUUGCGUCUACUAUCUCGGGGUGGAGCGAUCGGGAUCACACACACUCUCAGUCACUUUGGGACGAAAAUAUCAUAUCAACUGACUACUCAGAUGGCUCUGCUCUUUUCAAAAAAGCCGUUUUGGAUAGGCUCUUGGGACGCGACGAGGACGUGGCUCUCUCUUUCGGGAAGUACCAAGCUUGGCUUCUGUCAGUGGAUAAGUCCAAACAUUCUAUUGAUGACUUACGCCAGAUACGAUGGUCUGAUUCUCUCGAUGAAGGCGAAGACCAAGAUCUAGACGUGGGCAUAUCGGCUAUCUUGACCGAUGAUGAUCCACGGUUGCUGCGGGAGGCUCUCAAGACUGCCAUCGAACAGGCAUUCGAAAAUCUCGAUAAGUCAUUCGGCCAAAUCUUCAGAACGCUCGAAAGACCUGGUCUGAAUGAGAAGACUGCAUUCAUGCUCAAGCUCAUUAGGCUGACUCGGAGAGAGCUUCCAGUCGACUUUGUAUCGGCGGACUACGCAUUCGCCGAUGGUAUUAUUUCUCAGUUGCAAUUGAUUCUUGCUUCCCAAAUAGCGACGGAUACACGGCCUUGGAAACCGCCAAGUGUUUCGGAUGGCAAGCCUCGAAACGUUCCAGGCCGGUCACUAUGGGAAGGUGACCCUGCCAUCCCGAUGCAACCAUCACCGUCUGCGUUCAAAUUCUUGCGCCGGCUAGUGAAGUCAAUGAACCAAUAUGGACCUGGGCUUUGGGACGCUUCCACUGUUCAGUCCCUUAAGAGGACUUUGCAGACAGAAGUCGUCAAUCCUAUCGCUUCCACGUUUGACGGGUUGAAGUCGCCCCUCCAUGCCGAAAACACUAUUGACCCUCAAACCGAAGUCACCAAAGGCGAACCACCGGUCGAGAAUGGGAAUGGAAGCCAAGCGCAAAAGCCACAGACCGAGGCCAAGACGAAUGAUUCUGACUUAAUUCAGCACACGCACGACCACAUGGUUCAACUAUAUUUUGACGCCUUGUACUUCAAAACUGCGUUUGCAGUUGACGACUCGGAAACGAACCACUUGGAUGGCGUGCUGGGCAGAAUCCGCGAAGAACUUAAACCCCAAGUGCAAAUUACCAAAAAGAUUGAUCAGGCGGUCCGUGAGCACUGGAAGCGGUCUCAUCUUCUCUUCGGUCUUCUCACGGGUGUUAUCGAGCAAUAAGGUAGGAGCUUCGAAUCUAGUAUCCCUGUAUAUAGAACCAUCACUUAGAAGCUGCACAAAUGGCG
Aspergillus homomorphus CBS 101889 is the source of this 2510-nucleotide messenger RNA. RefSeq lists its product as uncharacterized. Gene Ontology annotation, cellular component: COG complex; Golgi apparatus. The transcript is spliced from 3 exons. The record is from RefSeq and is a predicted model, not a curated record. Gene Ontology annotation, biological process: intra-Golgi vesicle-mediated transport. Lineage: Eukaryota; Fungi; Ascomycota; Eurotiomycetes; Eurotiales; Aspergillaceae. The coding region runs from base 73 to 2445 and encodes 790 amino acids.